This is a messenger RNA of Ictalurus punctatus (channel catfish), 11031 nucleotides long. RefSeq names its product nuclear receptor corepressor 2 (gene ncor2). Gene Ontology annotation, biological process: negative regulation of transcription by RNA polymerase II. The record is from RefSeq and is a predicted model, not a curated record. NCBI's taxonomy places the organism in Eukaryota, Metazoa, Chordata, Actinopteri, Siluriformes, Ictaluridae. The transcript is spliced from 48 exons. Gene Ontology annotation, molecular function: transcription corepressor activity. The coding region runs from base 704 to 7705 and encodes 2333 amino acids.
CGUUGUUGAAGUAAACACUAAACGUCUUUGUGUUGGAAUACGUGAUGUUCUGGGUCCGAGCGCUUUUUAAACCCCGUCUCGAGUUCUCCCGAAGCGGAUGGGUCGCGCCCGCGUCGGAUUAAGAGCGCGGCCUGUCGUCGCGCUUCAUCAUUAACUGGCCCGAGCAGGCGAUGUUCCUCUCCGCUGGUCUCCGUUGUUCCCCGGAGCUCUGCCAGCAUUUUCACACACACUGAUUCAAUCAAACCUUCUGGAAGAGCGCGUUUCUCCGUUUGGCCAGCCCCUUUUUGUUUUCUGUUUUUUUUUUGCGGCGGAAUGUUUAGCGUCAGCGAUCUGUUUUCUCUCCGUUCGUCUCCGUGCUUGAUGAGCGUCGACAUGAAGGAAACAAGACUGCAGUCUUCUCUGAUCGUAAUAGUAGCUCUGUUGUGGUGCGCGUCAUCGUCGUCGUCAUCGUCGUCAUGGUCCUCUGAAGCCAGUCAGAAAAAUGAAUAAGUCCCGCACACUUUGAGCUGAUGCGGAGAAGCGGAGAACGUCUCCAGCGUCGACCUGGUCGGGGAAGGACCAGGCUUAACCUGCAGUAGGUGCGGAGCGCCGAUCUCUAGCGCGUGGUUGGUGUCGCCCGUCAGGACUCGAUUCCGAGGAAUGGGCAGCGUGCGUAGAGCAGCCACGCCCACUUCCUGCACGUAGAGGAAGUCUCGUCGUCAGCAUGUCCUCUCAUCCGCAGCCGGUGCCUCAGAGCCGGAGAGCCGUGGAAGCCCGACACCUGCCGAGCGCAGCCGGCCUUCCUCUGCAGAUCGCCCGCACUCACACGGAUGUCGGUAUAGUGGACUACCACGCUCGGGACUUCGGUUCCCAUCUCUCCCAUGGAACUCUGUCCCAGUCUCAUCGCCGCAGACCGUCCCUGCUGUCGGAGUUUCAACCUGGGAAUGAGAGAGGCGCGGAGUCCCACAUCCGCUACGAUCACAUGUAUCUGCCCGACGCCAACAGCCAAUCGGAGGUGGAGUACGGCGAGAUAAAGCGGCCUCGCCUGGAGAUGGGGGCGGAGCCUCUAAUGCGCCAUCUGCCUCAGCGCCUGCCCCUGCCUCUGACCGGAGCCGAGGACGUCGUGAAGGAGCGUAGCGGCAGCAGCUCGAUGGGGAAGAUCGAGCCCAUCUCUCCGGUGAGUCCGGCGGUGAUGGAGGCCGACCUGGAGCUGGUGCCCACGCGCUUCUCUAAGGAGGAGCUGAUCCAGAACAUGGACCGCGUGGACCGAGAGAUCACCAUGGUGGAGCAGCAGAUCUCCAAGCUGAGGAAGAAACAGCAACAGCUGGAGGAAGAGGCGGCGAAGCCCCAAGAGCCGGAGCGCAGUAUUUCUCCCCCACCCAGCGAAGCCAAGCACCGCAGCCUUGUACAGAUCAUCUACGAUGAGAACCGGAAAAAAGCAGAGGAGGCUCAUCGUAUCCUAGAGGGACUGGGACCCCGAGUGGAACUGCCGCUGUAUAACCAGCCGUCUGAUACCAAGCAGUACCACGAGAACAUUAAAAUAAAUCAGGUGAUGAGGAAGAAGCUCAUUCUCUACUUCAAGAGGCGAAACCACGCCCGCAAGCAGUGGGAGCAGAAGUUUUGUCAGCGCUAUGACCAGUUGAUGGAGGCUUGGGAGAAGAAGGUGGAGCGCAUAGAGAACAACCCUCGGCGCAGGGCCAAAGAGAGCAAAGUGCGCGAGUACUACGAGAAGCAGUUCCCCGAGAUCCGCAAACAGCGAGAGAUGCAGGAGCGCAUGCAGAACAGGGUGGGUCAGCGUGGUAGCCUGGCGUCUGCAGCACGCAGUGAACACGAAGUGUCUGAGAUCAUAGACGGCAUUUCCGAACAAGAGAUUCUACAAGGCGUAUGUAAACUUAUGAGCUCAACGAACUCGGAGAAACAGAUGCGUCAGCUGGCCGUCAUCCCGCCGAUGCUGUUUGACGCCGAGCAGCAGAGGAUAAAGUUCAUUAAUAUGAACGGUCUGAUGGGCGACCCCAUGAAGAUCUAUAAAGACAGACAGGUGAUGAACAUGUGGAGCGACCAGGAGAAAGACACCUUCCGAGAGAAAUUUAUCCAGCACCCUAAGAACUUUGGCCUGAUAGCCUCCUUUCUGGAGAGAAAGACCGUGGCGGAGUGCGUCCUCUUCUACUAUCUGACCAAGAAGAACGAGAACUACAAGAACAUCGUCCGCAGGAACAACCGCCGCCGGGGCCGCAGCCAGAAUAACCAGCAGCAGCAGCAGCAGCAGCAGCAACAGCAGCAGCAGCAGCAACAGCAGCAGCAACAGCAACAACUGCAGCAGCAACAGCAGCAGCAGCAGCAACAAGUGAACCGCAACAACCAGGAGGAGAAAGAGGACAAGGAGGCGGAGAAGGAGGGAGAGCGAGACGAGGACAAGAACGACGCAGAUGACAAGGAGGAUGGGAUGAAAGAUGACACGUCAGGAGAGGACGGCGAAGAUAAAGAUCCUCCCGUAGCCGUGAAAGGGCGUCGUACGGCCAACAGCCGCGGCCACCGAAAAGGCAGGAUCACUCGCUCCAUGGCCAACGAGCAGGACGAAAGCAGCUCUCCCCCUCUCAGCGGCGAACUGGCAAACCUGGAGAUGAAUGAAAGCUCUCGCUGGACCGAAGAGGAGAUGGAGACGGCCAAGAAAGGACUUCUCCAAUAUGGCCGCAACUGGUCGUCCAUCGCCAAGCUGGUGGGCUCCAAGACCGUCUCGCAGUGCAAGAACUUCUACUUCAACUACAAAAAGAGGCAGAAACUGGACGAGAUCCUGCAGCAGCAUAAAAUGAAAUCGGAGCAGGAGCGUAAGGCCAGGCGUAAAGGUAAAGCGCUGCAGAACGAGGAGACCAGCGCUCCCUCUGCUGCCGAUGAAGAGGAGAUGGAGGGAUCCGGGGGCAGCGGCAACGAGGAGGAAGCUCAGGAGGACGGAGAGGGAGGCCCUAACCAGAGCUCGGAUACGGAGAGCCUCCCGUCCCCGCACUCCUCGGAGAGCAGCAAGGCCAAAGAUUCGGGCUCGGACCGCUUCAAGUCCGCGCCUACCACCACGUCUGCGUCGGGAUCCUCCUCCGACAAAGAUACGCCGGAGGAGGAGAAGCCGCAAGUCAAGUGCGAGCAGGGAUCCGUGAAGCAGGAAGAGCGGCCCGAGGGAACCGACGGGGCGAAGGAGGUGCAAGGGGAGGUGGAGGAUAAGAAGCCCCCCACUCUGGAGGUGGAAGAAUUGAAGAGAGAAGGAAGGAAAAGGGAGCGGGAGCACGGAGGGCGAGACAGCGACUCCAGCGCUACGUGCAGCGCCGACGAGGUGGAGGAGACGGACAACGCGGAGAAGAACAGAAUCACAUCUCCGAGGCCGAGUCUGCUGAGUUAUGCCCACGACGGAGUGAUCUCAACUGCACUGCAGAAACCACUGGACCUCAAACAGCUCAAACAGAGAGCUGCUGCUAUACCUCCCAUAAUGCCGGACAUCUCUUUAGCCGGUGGCGGCGUGCUGGGGAAGCAGCAGGUGAUGCCCGACGCUCAGGCGCUCUACGAACAGCAGAUCAUCAUGGCACACGAGUCCUCCCAAGGAGCCAAGCAGCAGCUCGCGCAGCCGAUCAAAUCGCAGCAUUACCCCGGCGUCAUGGCCGAGGCCGGCAGCCCUCGGAUGCGAGCCAGAACGCCCACGCCCUCGGAGAGAGAGAAAGAAGAACUGGAGGGGGGGAUGGAAAGAUGGCUACACAGUCUGCUUCACGGAUUACAUAAACCCCGGGCGUUCUCUCCUCUUGCUGACAUGAAGAAAGAUCCGGGCCCGGACCACAUCAGAGCCAUGGGUCUCGGUCGUCCUGUGAUGUCACCGUACCAGCUUUCUCCCAGAGACAUGGCCAAGCUGAGCCACGAACAACUCCUGCACUACAACCCCUCUCUUCCUCAGCAGGAGAGGCUGGCUGGUGUGCGGCCGCUGCACAUCCCCGAUCCUCCUCCCCUCAUUUCCUCGGCCAAACCAGGCGGCUCCAUCACACAGGGAACUCCAGUGCAGAUGCACAGCCCCGCCCACGGCUCAGAGCACGCCAAGAUGACUGCCGGAGCCCUGCCGCUAUCCUGGAUGGAGCAGCGGAAACUCGCCGGGUUCCCCGUGGUUAAACAAGAGCAGCUGUCUCCACGUGGCCUCUCCUCCUCUCAGGCCGAGAAUCUGUCCACGCACGGCAUCGCUCACGAGAGCCUCGCUGCCCGCGGGCCCAUGCCAGCUGUACAGGGAGGAAGCAUCACAAAGGGCCUUCCUGGCACGCGUGUCCACCAAGAAUCCUCCAUAACAUACCGCGGUGGUUCUAUCACUCAGGGCACCCCGGCAGACGUGCUGUAUAAGGGUACCAUUACUCGUCUUAUCGCUGAGGACAGUCCUAGCAGGGACAGAUCCCGAGACGAAAACCAAGCCAAGGGACACGUUCUGUACGAGGGCAUCAGCGGACACAUCCUCUCCUACGACCGCGCUCCGAACCCGAAGGACGAAGGCAGGGGAGAAGUGCUGGGACUGAAACGCCCAUAUGAGGUCAUGGAAGGGGGCGGAAUCUCUCGAGUGCUGCCGUUACGGGACUCCCUGUCCUCCGCCGAGGGUUUGAUGGGUAGAGCAAUGCCUCAGGAGAGAGAGAGUCCUCGUCCUCAUCAUAUCCGCGGCUCUAUCUCGCAGGGUAUCCCACGUCACGUAGAGUCGCAGGAAGAGUAUUCGCGCCGAGAGCCGAAGCAGCUGAAGCGCGAGAGCUCUCCGUCUCCCCGCGGCCCCGACACUAACAAGGGCCGCCCCCACGACGGCGUAGUGCCCACGGUUAAAGAGGGCGGGCGCUCCAUCCACCUCAUCCCGCCGGAGGGUGUGCUGAUGAGCAAAGCACCUAAAGAGGGCUCCAUCACGCAGGGCACGCCUCUGAAAAUGGAGCCUGCAGGAUCGUCUAAACGGCACGACGUGCGCUCCAUCAUAUCCAGCUCCCCGCGGCCGUACUCGGGUCUCCCACCUCAUUUAGAGAGGGGCCACUACGACGAGCCGGGCCCUAAGUCUCGGCCAAGCGCCGUGGUCAGCACCUCGAGCUCCCUGGUGCUGGGGGCAGAACAGGCAGGCAAAAGCCACCACAGCCCGGUGGGCUACGACGAGCACAAGAGAGCGGGGUACGCGGCGUCUUCACACAGAGGAUCCCCGCUGACCAGCAGGGACACGCCGCAGCGGCCACACGAAGGCUCUGCGAAGGUUCCUCAGCAGGAGCGGAAGUCCACUCCUACUCCUCGGGAAAUGAGAGCCACCAAGUCUCCGCUGCCUGUAGUGGGGGAUCACGCUGCCUCACUGGCCUCCUACGAGAGGCUGCUGCAGGGUCUGGGAGCCGAUAUGUACCGAGGGCAGAUCCCGCUACCGUUCGACCCUGCUGCCCUGCCCCGGGGCAUCCCUAUAGAUCCAGCUGCUUAUUACCUGCCUCGACACCUGGCUCCCGCCCCUGGUUACCCCCACCCCUAUCCCCAUUAUCUAAUCCGGGGCUUCCCGGACACGGCGGCCCUCGAGAACAGACACACGCUCUUCACCGAUUACAUCACCUCACAGCAGAUGCACCAGUGGCCUGCAGCAGCUAUGACACAGAGAUCAGACCUACUGAGAGCGCCUCGAGACUCGCCGCUCCCUUUAUCCUACUCGCCUUCGACACGAGGAGCGUCUGCGUCACAAAUGGAUCGCAUCAACUACCACCCCGGAACGCCGACCACUUUCCCCAGCCGAGUGUACACCACCUCGCCGAUCUCACCAGUCGGAAGCUCGCACAUAGGCAAGCUCCAGGGCACGCCGACGGAGCGCGAGAGAGAGCGCGAAAGAGAGCGCGAGAGAGACCGGGAGAGGGAGCGCGACCGAGAAAGAGACCGAGAGAGGGAGCGGGAGAGAGAAAGAGAACGAGAGCGGGAUAGAGAGAGGGAGAGGGAGCGAGAGCGGGAGAGAGAGCGGGAUCGAGACCGAGAGAGGGAGAAGUCUCUCGGCCACGGCAACGUGGAGCACGCCCCCAUCUGGAGACCUGGAGCAGCAGAGCAGACCGGGAGCAGCAGCAGCUCUAGCUCGCGUCCUCCUUCCCUGCCUUACAGCCACCAGGCGUCCCCGAUGAGCCCUCGGCCCCAGGAGAGCCUCCAGCACAGACCCACCGUCCUGCACAACACCAGCUCGAAAACCCUGCAGAGUUCAGAGCACAGCAGCCCGUCUGUACUGAGGUCCGUGCCACAGAGUUCUUCACGUUACCCAAACUACAGCGGGCACCUCCAGAGAGUCAGCGAGGCCUACCCGGACUCGAGCGCGGUCAAAGAGCUGAGCCGGGAGCCUAGCAAGUCCCAGAGUCGCGGAGUUCCGCCCAAGUCCGAGUCCGCCAAGAUGUCCAGCCCGAGCGGGGGCGGCGUUUACUCCUCGGCCUUCGCCCAGGCACCCGGCGGCCACAUGGGGCUCGCGGCAGGCCGGGGUCUUCCCGUAACGGCUACCGAGAGCGGCAUCGUGAACAGGGACAAGACUCAGAACAAGGACCACGAGCUCCGUGCGCUCGCUCAGCAGAAGGCUCUGGAGCACAGUGUGUUUUUUAUUCCAGAGGAGAGACUGUCUCCCAGCCAGCAGCCCCCGUCCCCGGCUGUUAAAAGCUCCCAGAGAGUGGUGACCCUCGCCCAGCACAUCAGCGAGGUGAUUAAGAAAGAUUACAUGCGUCAAUCACAGCAGGUCCAGGCAGGAGGCCAGCCUGUGUUCGGCUACCACAGCUCACCUGUGCUGGACCUCACUCGACCCCCGAGCGCCCCCCAGACGCCCUCGGAGCCGAGCGUCAGCAGCCGCUUUACCCCCGAGGGCUCUGUCGGCGACAGGCUGAGAGACAGGUCUCCCCCGCAGAGCAAAGUGUCCCCAGUGAGUCUGUCCGCUGAGUGCAUCGAGCCGGUCUCUCCACCAGGGGGCGUGUCCGAGCCGGAAUCCCAGGCGGCGGCGUGUCCCAGCGAACAAGCAGAACAAGGGAUGGGAUCUCGCUCCCCCUCCAGCAGUUCCCAGCCGCCUGCGUUCUUCAGCAAACUCACCGAGAACAACUCCGCCAUCGUCAAGAGCAAGAAGGAGAUGAUCAAGAAGAUGGUCGUGGGCAACGACAAUGACUUCAACUCGGGACAGCCCGGGACAGAGAUCUUCAACAUGCCUGCCUCCGCUACUGGAGGGUCGGUGAGCAUGCGUAGCCAGCCUCCUCCAGACUCCAGCGGGAACACCAUCGGCCUGGAGGCCAUCAUCCGCAAAGCUCUGAUGGGAAAAUACGACGAGCAGGCGGACGAGCGCUCGGCCUCCAACUCCGGACCCCCUGCUGCUGCUGAUCCACGCACUGAAGAGCCUUACUCACUGCCUGGUAAAUCAAAGAGCAGCGGGCGCUCCAACGGCCGCAAGACAAAGUCUCCCGGUCCCGGACUGUCGGGAGGAGAGAGACCGUCCUCCGUGUCCUCCGUCCACUCUGAGGGAGACUGCAACCGCCGCACGCCUCUCACCAACCGAGUGUGGGAGGACAGACCGUCGUCCGCAGGCUCCACCCCGUACCCCUGUAACCCCUUCACGAUGAUGCGUUUACCCGGCUCGGUGAUGUCCGGGCCCUCCCCGUCGCCCACCCAGCCCGCUGCAGGACCUCCACAGCCUCAGAGCCGCACCUGGGAAGAGGAACCCAAACCGCUGCUCUGCUCUCAGUACGAGACGCUGUCCGACAGCGAGUGAACGCACGCACACACACACACACACACACACGCGCAUAUCUCCUCUAUUCGCUCCUUGAGACAUUAAACAGAGAUGUGGAUGGAUACACACACACACAUGGUGAAACACACUAGAGAGCACAUACACAUUCAGACUAAUACGCUUAUUCUCAUAUUACUAAUGCACUUCUCUCAAGUACCACACACACACACACACACACACACACACACACUCGCACUCGGAUGUACCCUAGUGAACAUGGCUGCUGCAGAAGAGUACUCGUAAGCGUGUACACACUUGCACACCGACAUUAGCGUGUGCCGUCACUCCAAGACCGCUCAUAUUACAUCGACAAAUCACUCACUCUCUCCACGGUACCUCUCAGGAUCCUCACAUUCUCGCCUCUUGCUCACACACACACACACACACACACACACACACAAGACUUACAGCUAUGCAUUGCUGUUUUAAACCGGUAAUUUGGCCCAAAAUGGAACGAACGCGUCCGCUUAGCUUGUUGACGCCUUUCAUUUCGUAGUUAAACAGUAAGGCUAGCUUGGCUAACAGCUCCGCCUUUAAACCUUAGGCCACACCUCUUUUCCGAGUCUGAUCCUUUGCUACGUCCUGACUGUUAGCUUUUGUUUCUGUUUUUUAAAAAAAAAAAUUUUUAAAUAGAUAAAACACAUCCAUGUGUCGAACCACUCCACAAAACCACACAGCUGGUCGAGAUACGGUGUUUGAGUGACGCUAAUCUGGUAGACGUGCGCUUGCUUUAUUUGUUCGCUACGUCGAAUAAAAGCGAACAAAUCUUGGCCGUGGCGUCGCGCAUUGCUUUUACAGACACUCUGAUUCACCACUUGAGCUUCUGAGGCACAUUUUGAGGUACACAGGACCGUGUGUGUGUGUGUGUGUGUGUGUGUGUGUGUGUGUGUGUACACUGAUGAAUCAGAUGAAUGAGCCAGUUCCAGUUCUGUUCUGAGAUACGUAUAUUCAGUCCAGUUGAAGAGAAAUGCUCACGAAAGUGUGUGUGUGUGUGUGUGUGUGUGUCACUCUUUUCCAUGGGUGUUAGUUUACAAGGUACAUAAUACAUUUUAUUUUUAAUGUCACUGAUAAAGUUUCUUUUUUUGUUACACAACAGUUUCUCUACUCAAAUUUUUUUUUCUUGUCAUGGAAGCUGAAAAGUAGUGUUGUUGUUGUUGUUGUUUUCGUGUGUGUGUGUAUGUAUCACUAAUUUGUUUGCAUUCUCUUUUAAUGAAGCACUUGGCCAGCAGACAGUUCUUGUUUGUCCUGUCACGGACGCUGAUUAUUCGUUUAAGGUUUUUUUUUUUUGUUUGUUUUUUUUUAAAAAUUGUUUUUGUUUUGUUUCUUUAUACAGUAUUGUUGUUGUGUGUGUGUUUUUUUUUUUUUUUUUUUUUUAAUGUUUCUCACCAAUACACCUUUUGUAAAAAAUUAAAUAAUAAAUAAAUAAAUAAAUAAAUAGAUAAAACGUCCGACGCUCCAGCGACAAUCAGAGAGGAAAUAGUGUCGAGCUGAGCAUACAGACGCCACGCUGCUUUUUCAGGUCCCCACGAAGUCCACACACACACACACACACGCCGGUUGAAGAGACUGCGCCAAAUCAAAGCCAUGUACAUCGAAGACUGCUCUGUCGUCGCUUUUUAAAAAAAUGGACGAUCGAUAUAUUCGAAGACGCUCAUAUGGGGUUGUUGUUUUUUUGUUUUUUUCUUCUUCUUCUUUUCUGUGCGCGUGUUUUUUGUUGUUGUUGUUAUUGUUGUUGUCGUUUCCUCUCUGAGGAAGGGGACCUCCGCCCACAGCGAGUGGACUUCUCAGCUCACUGGGACUCCAAACCCAACACCUCAUGUGUAUAAACGUGUAUCCCUUUGUUGUGUACAAAAAAACAAAACGAAAAGGAUUCUGGUGUUAAGUGCCAUUUAUUUGAGACGUACAGGUCCUGAAGUUAAAACUACCAAGUGACUACGCACAACUUUCCUUCUCUCUCUCUCUCUCUCUCUCUCUCUCUCUCUCUCUCUCUCUCUCUCUCUCUCUCUCUCUCUCUCUCUCUCUCUCUCUCUCGGUUUUUCUUUUUUUCUUUCAAGGCUUAAAAGACGAACACACCUGGUGUGUCCCGGUCCCCUCUCUCUCUCUCUCUCUCUCUCUCUCACUCACACACACACACACACACACACACACACACACACACACACACACACACGUGCACACUGCUGAGAGCGGUGGAUUUCAUGUCCUCACACUAACACGUCUCCGAAACGCGACGCUGAUAUCCGUGAUGCUAUAAAUACUAUACAAUUACUUUGCAUGUGCUUUAAAUAUACGUCAAAUUUUAUUGUUUGCUACGUUUUUUUUUUUGUUUUGUUUUUUUUGUCCCCCCCCCCCUAAAUAAAUAAAUCCAUCCCUCUUUAACGUUGAUAUAUAAGAAAUAAAGACUUUUAUGAUUCUAUUCCACAGGUUUACCUCAGUGGGAGUUUUUUUUUUUUUUUUUAAAGGGAUGUUAGUGGCGUGUUGAAGCGAUCAUUUCUGUGUAUAUUACAUCGUGUGUUUAUUUCGUGUAAACGGAACUUCGUCACGUUCUCUAGAUAUUGUUUUCGGGCACUACGAUGUUGUUUGUUCAACUCGGAGCGAAUGAUGGCGGUGGGGGAUUGUUUAAAAAAAAAAAAACCCUUAUUUUUGUGGGGGUAAACGUCAAAGAGCAUCACAUAAGAAGGCAAUCGUUUAAUUAAGGGUUCAUUUUUUUUUCUUCUUUCUUUCUUCCUAUACAGAUAUUAAUCCGCAUUUUCCAGACGACGCAUUUUACGCUCCCGACGUUACCGCUCGUUUUAGAAGAGACGUGAAAACAAAAAUAGUUUAAAAAAAUAUAUUUAAAAAAAAAUUCACAGCGAACGUGCAGCGUUCUUUCUAGAACAACAAAUUGGGGGGGGGGGGGGGCGAAGCAGAUCCCGUUCACAGCUUUAGGGUGGGGAUGAACGCGAGGGGUCGGCUGCCGUUCCGUUUUGUACAACCGUAUCGUCCGCUCUUCUUUCUUCUCUCUUCCUUCCUCUUCUCUUCUUCUCUUUUAAACAUAAUUCCAACCCACUGUAUUAUAGUGUGGAGUGUAAAUAGGCCUAAAAACAAAAAAAAAAACAAGGGUGUACAUAUUUAUGUGAUUUGCUGCGAGGUGGAUAUUCACAGAGAAACUGUUAUUCACACUGUUGAACAUCAACAUGGCCACCAGCAAGCUUUGUGGAUAAGCAGUGUACAAGAAUUAAACGGGGUUUCAAACAAACAAACAAACAAACAAAAAAAAAUCAGACACUGCCUUAAUGUUUAAAUAAAAAGCUUAUUGCCAUCGA